Camellia sinensis is the source of this 888-nucleotide messenger RNA. NCBI's taxonomy places the organism in Eukaryota, Viridiplantae, Streptophyta, Magnoliopsida, Ericales, Theaceae. The record is from RefSeq and is a predicted model, not a curated record.
AUUUAUUGCUCACAAUGAUGAUGGAGACGUGAGCCUUUAGGGUGAAAAAAAAAGAAAAAAAUUAUGAGAGAAGCCAUUGGCAUCAACAAUCGACCUCAAGCACCAAAACAUCAAGUGCACAUAUCCUUCUUCUCUAGCUUUUCACAUUUCAUUUUGUUUAUAUUAAACCAAACUAUUUGAUUUUACUUAUGAUUUCCUUUUUCCUUUUUUUUUUUUAAUUUUUUAAUUUUUUUUUUUUAACACUUUGCAAUUUAUCAGUGAAGAUUAAGUUGAUGAUUGUUUAUUGUAGGAAGACUGUGUAGAAGUACCUCCAUGGCUGACGAUUAUGUACAAUACAGUGUAUUUUGAUAUGUGUAACGCUCAUCCGAAUACUAAGAAGAACGAGCUCGAUCACUUUUGCAUUGAUUGUCUUUUAGCUUUGUGUUAUCACUGUCUUCCUGCUCAUUCUUCUCACAAACAUGUUAAGAUUCGGAGAUACGUAUAUUGUGAAGUGAUCAAUCGCAAAGAUUUAUGCAAGCUAUUCAAUUGUUCGGGCAUACAGGCAUAUCAUACAAAUAAAACUAAAGUGCUAUUCUUGAAGCAAAGGCAUCAACAACCACUACAACAACAACAAAGUCAACAACAUAAUUCAAAAGAUCAUAGUUGCAUCAUCUGUCAAAGGAGUUUGCAAGACAGCACUUCCCUCUAUUGCAGCAUUGCAUGCAAGGUUUUCUCUAUCAGUAGAGGUGCGUCUGACCAUGACAAUGAGAAAGAUGAAGACUUGGGUAGCAAAAGAAGCGAUGAAGAAAUUGUAACACAAUCAUCACCUAAGAGGCAAAAAGUUAGAAAAGGAGUCGCUCAAAGAGCUCCAAUGUAUUGAAUGCACUCAUUUAUUUUUAUUUAUUUAUA